This is a messenger RNA of Eurytemora carolleeae, 3743 nucleotides long. RefSeq names its product serine/threonine-protein kinase spk-1. Gene Ontology annotation, biological process: protein phosphorylation; regulation of mRNA processing; spliceosomal complex assembly. Gene Ontology annotation, molecular function: protein kinase activity; ATP binding. The record is from RefSeq and is a predicted model, not a curated record. Lineage: Eukaryota; Metazoa; Arthropoda; Copepoda; Calanoida; Temoridae. Bases 1080 to 3728 code for a protein of 882 amino acids. The transcript is spliced from 11 exons.
AUGAUGAAAGUACAGCAGGAUCUUCAAAACAGUCUCGACAACCAAGAAAUGAAUCAAGAUCGUCAUCAAACUCUGAUUAUGAGCGCAGUGCUCUGGUAUCAGCUUGGUCAGAUGAAGAUGACUCUGAGAACUCCGAUGACUCUGAAGAGUCUGAAGUAUCGGAUGAGUCAGAGGUUGAUUCUAAAGAGUCAGGUCGGGAUGAGAGUUCCUCAGCUGAUGAGCACUGCAAUGGUCAUAUUGCUCUUAUCUCCAGGAAGAGAUAUAAUCAGACUCAAACAUCACUCCAGCAACCUUCACAGGAAUCAAUAAUACUCUUAGAUCACAGUGAAUCAGAUACAAUUUUAGCUCAAAGUAAAUCAAAUGAAAUCUUAAAUCACAGUGAAUCAAAUAUAAUCUUAGAUCACAGUGAAUCAAAUAUAAUUUUAGAUCACAGUGAAUCAAAUAUAAUCUUAGAUCACAGUGAAUCAAACAUAAUUUUAGAUCACAGUGAAUCAAAUAUAAUCUUAGAUCACAAUGAAUCAAAUAUAGUCUUAGAUCACAGUGAAUCAAAUAUAAUCUUAGAUCACAGUGAAUCAAAUAUAAUCCUAAAUCACAUUAAAUCAGAUAUAAUCAUAGGUCAUAGUGAAAACGAACUGACUCCCACAUCUAAUAUUUCAAACUUCACACUGGCAUUUGAAAAAUCAACGUUAUCAUCAGAAAUCAAUGAAAUCAAUGAAAUUAAUGAAAUCAAUGAAAUCAAUGAAAUCAAUGAAAUCAAUGUAGCUGAUGACUCAUUUUUGCCUUUGACCUCACUUAAACAUGACAUUUUUCCUAUCUGUGAUCAACCUGAGACAUGUUCAGCAUCUGAUCAACCUAGCCUCAGUGUGGCUUCUGAUCAACCUUGCAUUAUCUUGGUCUUUGAUCAAUCUGAAAGCAGUGAAGCCUCUGAUAAACCUUGCAUUGGCUUGGCCUCUGAACAACCUGACAGCACCUUGGCCUCUGAUCAACCUGAUCGCAGCUUGGCCUCUGAUCAACCUUGCAUUAGCUUGACCUCUGAUCAACCUAGCAUUGGUUUGGCCUUUGAACAACCUAUCAAUAGUAUGGCCUCUGAACAACCUAGCAACAGUUUGACCUCUGAUCAACAUCGCACGGCCUUGACCUCUGAUCAACUUGAACAAUCUAACAAGAGUUCAGGCUCUUCAGAACCAAAUAUCAGUUCAGCUUCUUAUCAGCCCAACAUUAACUGUUUACUGGACCAAUCUAAUACUAUAAGUGAUGUAGGUUCUGAUCAAGCUAAUGAAGAACAACCCCAGAAUGAGCAAAAACAGACUCCAGUCUUUCAAAAAACUAUAACUACUGAAGAAACACUUGAGGAAGCAUCUGAAUCUCGCAACCUAGGCUCAGACUACAAAGUAGCCUUUGAUUUCUAUAAACCAAAUUUGAUUUACGAGGAAACCAGUUCUAUUACAGAUAAUGAAAACAAACCCAUUACUUACUCUGAGACUGAAUCUGUCUCUCAUGACAUUAUUGAAAAUAUCGAUGUCUCAGAGGUAAACUCUGUUAACAACAGUCUAAGACCUGGUAUUGAUGAUGAAUCUUAUCUCACUUCAGUCUCUGAAGAACACACAAAUCCUAUUGAUGAACUAAAUCUGAACGAAUUAAAUGUUGAGAAUAACUUAAGUAAAGCAGAGAAUAAAACUUCAUUAAGUAAUAAAGGAAAACAUAAUGACACUAAUAAAGAUAAUGAAUUAAAGGAGAACUGUAGUUUCAUUGAAGCAAUGGAAAUUUUGAAUUGCCAAAAUCAGCUUUUGCGUAAUCAAGAAGAAAAUGAUCCUAAAGAAUAUAAUGAUUGUCAAUUUGCAAUCGAAUGUAGUAAACAACUAAAUGAUAAUAUUAAUCAGAUUAGAGACAAAAGAGAAGCAGCUGAUCAUGAUGCACAAGGCAAACAUGAGAAUAAUGAACUCAGAGUUGAAAGUGAUCUUACCAUUCACAACUUUAUAGAUAUAAUACAUUAUGGCACAGAACCAACAGAGCAUGAAAACGUUCAGGAUGUUCUAAAAACAAAUCAUCUGGAUUCUGUAAUAAAUUUCUCUUCUGCCCAAGGUGAUCAAUACACAAAUCAAACGGAAGUUUCUCAAGAAUUUAAAGAAAAUGAACUUAUAAAAUCUGUGCUUGAUCUUAGCAAAGCUGAUAUCCUUCUUCGUAAAACUGGUCUUGAAAUAGCUGAUCUCUCUGAGUCUGAUAUCAUUUUGGAUAUGGACACAGUGAUAUCCCGAGAGAGAAAAUAUGAUUCAAAUAAUGAUCUACAUUUGCAUAAUGUAAAUGACCCCAUUGAAAUAAAAGAUGAUGCUGGAAAUCAAAAUAAAUAUUCGGAAUAUCAAAGUGAAACUUUUAAGAAUCAAAGUGAGAUAGAACUGAAUCAAAGUGACCCUAUAAAUAUCAUUGAUAAAACUACAGAUCAGAUUGUGACAAAUGAAAACAAACUUCAAGAAACAAAUUUAGAAAAUCAAGCAAUAGUAGAAAAUAAACAUGAUCAAGAGCAAAAAGAACAUUGUCAAGAUCAUAGCGAACUAAAUCAAAAAAAAAGUUCGGUAAAUCAAGUCAAUUCUGCACAUAGUCAUGAGCUUAAAGAUCCUGUGGAAAAUCAAGCAACAAGCAAAAAAAAUUGCUCUGCUGCAAAUUCUUGUAAUAAUCAGGAUGAAAUUACUUGUGACAAAUCUAAAGUUGACACCAAUAAUCCUGAAAUAGCUGAUGAACCUGACAUAGGUUCUGAUGAUGAAGGUUCAGAAUUCUCAGUAUCUGAUCUAUCCUGGUAUAAAGAAUAUUUGGGUCCAGUAUUCAGAAGCGAGAGAGGGAGAAGACCAGACGAGGAUGGAGAGGAUGAGGACAGAGGCCGGAGGCUGGAGGACGAUCAGGACGAGGAUGAAAGAGGUCGCCGACUUGAUGACGACGAGGACGACGAUGUUGCCGGUCUCCAGUCCGACGAUGACGAACAAGAGGCCCUGGCCGAUUAUGUAAAAGGUGGAUAUCACCCUGUAAACAUAGGAGACCAGUUCGAGUCUAGAUAUCAGGUUAUCCGUAAACUUGGUUGGGGACAUUUCUCUACAGUUUGGUUAGCCUGGGAUACCAGGGGACAAAGGUUUGUUGCCCUGAAAGUUGUGAAAAGUGCCACACACUAUACGGAGACUGCACUUGAUGAAAUUAAACUCCUCAAAUGUGUUAGAACCUCGGACGAAAAAGACGUUUUCCGGGAACGAACCGUCCAACUGUUGGACGAUUUUAAGAUUGUUGGGGUGAAUGGAACCCAUGUUUGCAUGGUCUUUGAGGUUUUAGGGCACAAUCUUCUGAAGUUUAUAAUACGAAGCGAAUACCAGGGAAUUCAUCUCUAUAAUGUUAAACUCAUCAUGAAACAGGUACUAGAGGGGUUACUGUAUCUACAUGAUAAAUGCAAGAUAAUCCACACAGAUAUAAAACCUGAGAAUAUACUAGUCUGCGUGGACCAGGGUUAUAUCAGACGGAUUGCAGCCGAGGCGACAUAUCACUUUAAAUCCGGACUCAAGCUUCCCAACUCAGCAGUGAGUUCAGCACCGGAGUUGAUGUCACGCAGUUCCAGAACUAGAAGUCCGAGACAUAGAAACUCUAGGAGGAAUCUAGACAGCUACUCUAGUGCUCCGGAUGAGCUUGUGAGUCCUAGAAGUAGAAUAAUGUCUGAUGAUGAUAACUUUAACGAGGUAAUUAUGAACAUUUAAAAACAAUGAAAGGAA